Messenger RNA from Cercospora beticola, 3471 nucleotides. RefSeq lists its product as uncharacterized. Gene Ontology annotation, biological process: carbohydrate metabolic process. Gene Ontology annotation, molecular function: acyltransferase activity, transferring groups other than amino-acyl groups; hydrolase activity, hydrolyzing O-glycosyl compounds. The record is from RefSeq and is a predicted model, not a curated record. Lineage: Eukaryota; Fungi; Ascomycota; Dothideomycetes; Mycosphaerellales; Mycosphaerellaceae.
AUGCUGACCACUCUAGCAAUUCUCUUCUUCUCACAGGUGGUCAGCAGCAGCGCGCAAAACGUCACAUCAUCGAGCGAUUGCUCUUGCGGAUUUCGGGACCCAAGGACGCAGGAAGUCUUCACCGAGUCGAUUAUACUGUACUUCAACGAAACACAGUCUGUCGAUCAGCAUGUGUUCGAAGUGCGCAGCUUUCGUAACAAAAACCAGCGAGGAUGGAAUACCAUAUUCCCGCAAGGCGCAAGUCCAGUCAAUAUUCAAUUUGGCAAGAAUGCAACGUGGGAAUGGCAGGAGGAUUUGAACACAACAACACCGAGCAUGCAAAUGAUUCUGGAUCCUCCCCUUCGAUACGAUCACCUUUCAGUUGGAGCCGAGCUUCGUUCCAUGCGUCGAGACAUUCAGUAUGGCACUUUUCGCAGCGAGAUGCGAUCCGCGCAGCCGUGGGCUGGAGGCAGUGCAAUGUCGAUGUACGUCAAGUACAACAGCUCACAGGAUGUGGAGCUCGAUCUACUCAGCAUGAACAAUGCCAGCCUUGCUCGGGUCAUGCAGACUGUAAAUGGCGAAUAUCCAUCAUAUGGCCUCGCGGUCAACUACACCGACAUCGAAAACGGUACUGCACCUGGCUUCCCUCCACGAUCGCCGUGGGACUUCAUGGAGCUGCAAUUCGAUUGGAACGAGACAGUUGUGGACUUCUGGAUCAACGGAAAUAAUUCUCGACAUAUCACAAAAGAUGACAGAGCUAUACCAGAGACACCUGGCACUUUCUACUUCAGCCACUGGUCAACUGGCGAUCGAAACUAUAUGCAAGGACCACCACUGAAUGGCUCCUAUGGCAGCGUGAGAUGGAUCCGUGCCUUCUUCAACAGCUCAUUGAUGACAGGUUCCGAUCAUAGCGCCUACGACAAGAGAUGUAGUACUGCAAGACAAUGCUCAAUUGACGAUAUCUCUCUGCGCGGCUCAACAGAGUAUUCUCGUGCCGCUACACGUCCAUGGAAGGCAACACUACGACAGCGCGGGCUGCGUGACGCAGCUGGAUUCGUUGCCGCCGCUUUCAGCUUCUUCGGUGCUGCAGCCAUACUGAAUGCACUGAUUCGACGCGGGCCUUGGUACAAGCUGAAGAAAGUCGAGAUCCCAGGCACGAAGCGACACUCCACGAAUGCACUGAGAAGGUCUCUGCGAGACUCGCUCGGCUCCAACAUGGGUAUGGCAUUUCCACGCCCGCUUUCGACUCAGGCUCCGUACAUGACCUUGGGCAGUGCCACCGCAUCUGGAUUCGAGACACCAGCACCGGGCUACACCUCUCGAGGCGAGAACCACGUACCAUACCCAUUUCUAUACUCUUCCCAAGGCGACUCUGGGUCCGCGACACCGCUUCCUGCAUAUGAUUCAGGACAGGGAAUGCUUACACCAGCUCGGAGUGUUAGAUCUGCGAAUGGUCGCUGGAUGCCUGGCCACUCUCGAAGCUCCUCUAGUCCACUUCCACGAGCUCAGGAUUCGCGUGGAACGCCUGACAGUGUAUUGCUUCCUGCAUCGUCGGAACAUCCUGCAGUCUCUCUUUUCGCCGAUCCUUUGCGAGAAGAUGAGGCUGAAGAUGACUUUGACUCACGUUCGAGGGCGUCUUCCGAUCUUGUUGGUGCCAGUGACACCCGCAGAAGCUCGAUUGGUUCUUCCUCCGGCAGCCCUCGAGAACAAGCCUUUCGUCAGCUCACUGGAGAAGUAAGUCCGUACCACGAUGACGACGAGGAUCGUGAUGAGAUUCGCCCGCUCAGCCCAGUCAGAGGCUUCAGCCUUUGGCCUCCGCCACCUCGUGGCUGGGCUGAAGACGGCCAUAUGACCGGAGACAGCAAGCGCAUGAGCUUCAUGGAUCUCGAUGAUGCUAUUCCAAAACGCGCGAGUCAUAAGAGUCUUCGUAGUAUCAGAAGUCACAAAAGUCUCAAGGAGAAGUUCCCCUCGGUUGAAGUGCCAGAGGCACCCAAUGACAUUUCCAUGGGGAAGAUCAUGAACGAGAAGACUGGUGUGCCCGAUGCUCUCACUGGAGCUGCGACGGCCGAGCCUGUCAAAGAGCAGCUUCCGCAGGCACCAAAGGUCCCGCAGACUCAACAGCGCAUCGACUAUCUGGCCGGCCUCGUCGCUAUCUCGUGCAUCAUGGUCACCGUGCGGCAUUUUGCACUUACUUUCUGGCCUUAUAUCGUUGAAGCUCAAGGUUCCACGAUGCACUUCGCAGCUGACAGGACAUUGUCGUACAUUUUCGGCCCCUACAUUCUCACUCCUCUGUGGAUUGGGCCUUUCUUCGUCACCUCUUGUCGCUUUCUGGCUCAACGAUACCUCAAGACUGGCAAAUUUGAAGACAUUGCGAACAAGAUGUUGCUUCGUGCACCACGAAUGUUGAUUCCAGUCUUCAUCUUCAUGACUCUGACAUACUUCCUCUUAUCUCUGGGCUUGACCGGACGACUGGAAUGGCUUCCUAGUGUCAGUUACAGCGUCUGGCCAUAUGUCGUGCCGCAAGGCAACUUUGGCAUCUUCCUCAACCAGCUGGUGGAGCUGAGCUACAUCAUCCCAAACAACCCACCUGAAGUAAUCAACAAUUACUGCGUCGGUGUCCUAUGGACUAUCCCCGUUCAGCUUCAAUUCUCUUUCGUGGUUCUCCUAGCAACAGUCCUGAUCAAAGACAUCAAGAAACCAUGGAAGCGCAUGUCGUUCUACAUUUUCAGCAUCGCCAUGGGCUGGUAUGGAUCAAGCUGGUCUGCAUGUCAUUGGCUUGGUCUGAUGCUCGCUGAUGUGGACAUCACUUACGACUGGAGACGUAAAAUCCAAGCUCGCGCCUGGGUACUCUACCCAACUUUGAUAUUCGCGACCAUCCUUACACUCGCCACGCCACUGGUACUGCUUUUCAACUCUGCGUUCUACUACUUUUCUUUCAUGUCAUGGGAUAACGCGAUACAUCCGGAAACUACGACUGGCAGGCCGGUAUAUCAGACAAUACCUUCGAUCUGGUAUGCAUAUCCGGAAUACUUCGCGCCGACGUUUGCGCAUCUUUCCUUUAGUCUCGGAUUACAGCUUAUUGUUGAGCUUUCUGUUUGGGUUCAGAAGGCUUUGAGUAUCAAGCUGGUGACCUUCUUCCACCCGCACAUCAUGACAUUGUACUUGCUGCACGGCUUCAUCUUCUGGAGUCUUGGUGCAUACGUUGCUGUCUCUAUGAGUGAUCUGGGUCUCCCUUACUGGGCGAUCCUAUUGAUCACAGCAGCAGUGUGCUAUGCUUGUUUACUGCUUGUGACAAUUGUCAUUACGCCUUUGAUUGAGUUUGCGACAAAAGGAGCAACCAAGAACAUCUGGCGUUGGGCUACAGAAGAGCCAGUCCCUCACAGAAAGACGACUGCGCCUUUCAACAAGGAACUCAUCAUGGGUAGAGCACCUGCAGAAGGCGAGCCGGACGUCAUUCAAGCAAGACGGCCGUCAGCCCGCUCAAUAGCAUGA